Microcebus murinus (gray mouse lemur) is the source of this 8304-nucleotide messenger RNA. RefSeq names its product Rho GTPase activating protein 31 (gene ARHGAP31). Gene Ontology annotation, biological process: small GTPase-mediated signal transduction. The record is from RefSeq and is a predicted model, not a curated record. NCBI's taxonomy places the organism in Eukaryota, Metazoa, Chordata, Mammalia, Primates, Cheirogaleidae. Gene Ontology annotation, cellular component: lamellipodium. Gene Ontology annotation, molecular function: GTPase activator activity.
CCGCGCCCGGCUCGCUCCCCGCGGGCCCCGCCCGAGUUCCUCGGAUCGCCGGGGCGGCCCCCCAGAGCCCGGGGCAGCCAGUGAUCUGAGCCGGGAGACCAUCUACGCGCGGUGCCAAGCAGAGGGGAGGGCGACACGGAGGGGCAGCCUCUCUGGGACUAACUCAUGAAGAACAAGGGUGCCAAGCAGAAGCUGAAACGAAAGGGAGCCGCCGGUGCGUUUGGCUGUGACCUGACGGAGUAUCUGGAAAGCUCGGGACAGGAUGUUCCAUAUGUAUUGAAGAGCUGUGCAGAAUUUAUAGAGACUCACGGCAUCGUGGAUGGAAUCUAUCGGCUUUCAGGAGUCACCUCAAACAUACAACGGCUCAGGCAAGAGUUUGGCUCAGAUCAAUGUCCAGAUCUGACAAGGGAAGUGUACCUCCAGGACAUCCACUGUGUGGGCUCACUCUGCAAGCUCUACUUUAGGGAGCUGCCCAACCCCCUCCUGACUUAUGAGCUCUAUGAGAAAUUCACGGAGGCGGUGUCGCACUGCCCGGAAGAAGGCCAGCUGGCCCGAAUCCAAAAUGUUAUUCAGGAGCUUCCCCCGUCCCAUUACAGGACCUUGGAAUACCUGAUCCGACACCUGGCCCACAUCGCCUCCUUCAGCAGCAAGACCAACAUGCAUGCCAGGAACCUGGCCCUGGUGUGGGCACCAAACCUGCUCAGGUCUAAAGAGAUCGAAGCCACUGGUUGCAAUGGAGACGCAGCCUUCCUUGCAGUGCGGGUCCAGCAGGUGGUGAUUGAGUUCAUAUUGAAUCACGUGGAUCAAAUCUUUAACAAUGGUGCACCUGGGGCUCUGGAGAACAAUGAAAACCAGCCCAUCGUGAAGAGCCUGACCUUGCCAGCCCUCUCCCUCCCCAUGAAGCUAGUGAGCCUGGAGGAAGCUCAGGCCCGCAGCCUGGCUACGAACCACCCUGCUCGGAAGGAAAGGAGGGAGAACAGCCUGCCUGAGAUUGUCCCUCCCAUGGGCACCCUCUUCCACACCGUCCUCGAGUUGCCAGACAACAAGAGAAAGCUUUCCAGUAAAUCGAAAAAAUGGAAAUCAAUAUUUAACCUGGGACGUUCUGGCUCAGACUCCAAAUCAAAGCUGAGCAGAAAUGGGAGUGUGUUUGUGAGGGGGCAGCGGCUCUCAGUGGAAAAAGCUACUAUCCGACCAGCUAAAAGCAUGGACUCGCUGUGUUCAGUGCCUGUGGAAGGAAAAGAAACCAAGGGAAAUUUCAAUCGAACAGUCACCACUGGUGGAUUUUUCAUUCCAGCAACAAAAAUGCUCCCGACCAGCACUGGCAGCUCAUGUGACCUCAGCAAGCAGGAGGGAGAAUGGGGCCAGGAGGGGAUGCCUGCCGGGGCUGAGGGUGGCUUUGAUGUGAGCAGUGACCGGAGCCAACUCCAGGGCGCUCAGGCCCGGCCCCCACCCGAGCAGCUGAAGGUGUUCCGGCCCAUUGAGGAUCCUGAGAGUGAGCAAACAGCCCCAAAGAUGCUGGGCAUGUUCUACACCUCGAACGACAGCGCCAGCAAAUCCGUCUUUACCAGUAGCCUCUUCCAGAUGGAGCCCUCCCCGCGUCAUCAGCGCAAGGCACUGAACAUCUCCGAGCCCUUUGCUGUGUCUGUGCCACUCCGUGUCUCAGCUGUCAUCAGCACCAACAGCACCCCGUGCAGAACACCCCCGAAGGAGCUGCAGUCUCUUUCCAGCCUGGAAGAGUUUUCUUUCCAGGGGUCAGAGAGUGGAGGUUGGCCAGAAGAGGAGAAGCCACUGGGAGCUGAGACUUCUGCAGCCUCUGUACCUAAGAAGGUGGUUCUUGAGGAUGCCAAGCCAGUACCUGAAGCAGCAGGGACAGCAGAAUGUGGCAAAGGCCUUUCCCUGGAGCCAGGCACCCAGCUGGAGGAGAAAACCUCAGAAAUCUCUCUGGGCGCUCAACAUUCAAGUGAAUUAGAGAAGAGGCCAAAUCCGGAGAAUGUGGUGGAGGAAGGACGAGAGGCUGGUGGGGCGGAGUGCAGCGCUCUGCCAGAGAGCCCCAGGGCCAGAGCCGAAGCUGUGUUUCUCCAUGAGAUGGAUGAAGAUGAUCUGGCCAACGCCCUGAUCUGGCCCGAGAUUCAACAGGAGCUGAAAAUCAUCGAAUCUGAGGAGGAGCUUUCUUCAUUGCCACCACCUGCUGUGACAAGCAACCCAAUUCUGCCAAUUCUUGAGUCAGGUCCUGGGGACUUUGCUCCCCCAGAGCCUCCUGGGAGUUUCCCUUGUGGCUCCGCCCCUGCCCCAGUCCCCGCCCCUCUGGAGGAGGGGACUAGGGACUCAACCAAUCAGACCACACAAGGCACUUCCACAGCCGCCAACAGAGAGAAGCUAGAGCCAACCAACAGCCUCCACAGAUCCGAGGCGGAGCUGGGCCUGCGCCCGGACCCCGCCAGCCUGGCUCCUCUGGAAAUAGUUCCGUUUGAGACCGUGUCUCCACAAGCCAGGGUGGAGGUGGGGGCCCCGGGGAAUCUGUCUCCUCCACUCCCACCUGCUCCUCCCCCUCCAACUCCUUUGGAGGAGGCGCCUCGAGUCCUGCUGUCAAAGGGCGGCCCUGAGAGGGAAGACCCAUCCAGGAAUUUGAGGACAAAUCCUUAUAUAGACCCGCUGAAGUUCAAAGACAGCCCUGGGAUCCCUAGCCUCUGUCAGGGAGACAAGGCUGCUCCAAGACAAAGUGAAAAGAAAAAUUCAAAGAAUGCUGCCCCCGAGGGAAAAGGCUCUGGUUUACCAAGCCCAACAAGGGAGAUUGAGGUCUCCCCACAAGGAGAAAGGGAUGUAGCCCAUUCAGUUCAGGAGCCUUCAGACUGUGACGAAGACGACACUGCGACAGACGUUGCCCAGCAUGGUGUGGAGAUGGUGGAGCCCUGGGAGGAGCCCCAGUGGGUGACAAGUCCCCUUCACUCCCCUACCCUGAAAGAUGGGCACGAGGCCCAGGUGCAGGGUCCCCAGGACCACCGAUUGGAGAAGAGGCUUUCCCACAGACCCAGCCUUCGCCAGAGCCAUUCUUUAGACAGCAAGCCUACAUUUAAGAGUCAGUGGACUCUGGAGGCUCCUUCCUCCAGCAGCUGUGCUGAUCUGGAAACAGAGAGGAAUUCCAACCCUCAGCAGCCCCUGGCACCCAGGAGAGAGAUUAUUGGAUGGGAUGAGAAAGCCAUGAGGUCUUUCAGAGAGUUCUCUGGCCUGAAAGGGGAAGAGGCUCUUCCCAGCCAGAAGGGACCAGGUGUUAUGCAACCCAAGCCAACAGAAACCAGCCCCAUCAGCCACACAGCGGGAAAGGAGCUGGGGACACACCUGGGGCACAGCAACCCUCCAGUUAAGCAAGGUGUUGUUCCUGGGCCAGAGAGCAGUGAGGAGAGUUCAUCUAGUGUGCAGGGCAGCACCUUACCAGAGGAGCAUCCCCCAAAGUUACAGGUGAAGAGCACUGAGUGUGGGCCCCCAAAAGGGAAAAAUAGACCUUCUUCCCUCAACUUGGACUCUGCCAUUCCCAUCACUGACCUCUUCCGGUUUGAGCAUGUGGCCUCAUUUAGUUCACCUGGAAUGCAGCAAUCUGAGCCGGAAGACCCAAAGGCCACAUGGGUGACCUCAUCUCACUGUAAAGCAGACCCCUGGAGGGUUUACUCCCAGGACCCCCAGGACCUGGACAUUCUUGCUCAUGCCCUGACAGGCCGCCGUAACUCAGCUCCUGUGAGUGUGUCAGCUGUGAGAACCUCCUUCAUGGUCAAAAUGUGCCAGGCCAGGGCAGUCCCAGUCAUCCCGCCCAAGAUUCAGUACACCCAGAUCCCACAGCCCCUGCCCUCUCAGAGCUCAGGGGAGAGUGGGGCUCAGUCUCUGGAGAGGAGCCAAGAGGAACCCAGCCCAACUAGUGGGACCUCUGAGAAACCUGCCAAAGAUGAUUCUCCCUCCCCUCUGGAAAGCCCAAAGGGAGAGAAACCAAAGCAAAAUACAGGAGCCAUUAAGUCCUUGCCAAUGGAUGCCACUGUGUCCUGCCUGUGUGAGGGACCCACCCUUUCUCCAGAACCAGGCUUGUCUAACCUGCUUUCCUCCCAGGAUGCAACAGUGCAAUGCAGAAAGCGCACAUCAGAGACAGAGCCAUCUGGGGACAACCUUCUUUCUUCAAAAAUAGAGCGACCAUCUGAGGGUUCUAAGUCUUUCCAUAGGUCUAGGCCAGGAAGACCUCAGAGCCUAAUCUUAUUCAGUCCUCCUUUCCCCAUUAUGGACCACCUGCCCCCCUCAUCCACAGUGACAGAUUCCAAGGUCCUGUUAUCCCCUAUCAGAAGUCCCACCCAGACAAUUUCUCCUGGCCUUCUUUGUGGUGAGUUGGCAGAAAACACAUGGGUCACACCAGAAGGGGUUACACUUAGGAAUAAAAUGACUAUCCCUAAGAAUGGCCAGAGACUAGAGACCUCAACCAGCUGUUUUUACCAGCCCCAGCGGAGAUCAGUGAUUCUGGAUGGAAGAAGUGGGAGGCAAAUAGAAUGACAUCAGUUCACCUGCUGGUGUCUGAAAAAACAUCAUGACUCAUCUGGAAGUUAUUACAGGGCCAACUUGCCAUUUUGUAGGCACGAGUUAUCAAGUUCGGGCUUAUUUUGGCCUCUGACUUCUCUUUCUUUAGCCUUUUGACCAUUUGUUAAUUUGUCCAUUUUCCAGAAGAGGGUCAAGGGAAGGAUGAGGAUAUGAAAUUUAGAUAUCUGUGUGAGCAAGUGGGAGAAGGUUAGGUAAGGGAAGAGGAUGGAAUGUGUGCUCCAGUGAAAUUCGGGGCUUGUUUGUGAGUUGCAUUGCUCCCCUAGUAUCAUUAUAUAUUACUCUUGAGAGCUGGCUGUGAUAAUGUCCUUUGAAAGAAAGAAAAAUCUCUUGCCUGUGUCAGAAAAUAUUGCUAUUGAGGUUUGAAGACCUCCUCUUUACUUCAUGCUUUGGGCUCUUUAAAGCAUAUGUUCUUUUAGACCAGUUUUCUAAUAAGCUUUGUAAAAGUGUACUAUCCAAAAUAGCGGAUUUGGAAAUGCAAACUAACAUGCACUUAGAUAUCCAAGUAGGUGAGUUUACCCAUGCUCUUUUCCUGGAAUCCCUGCAGACCUGUCCAAGAUGACUCCAUAUACCAGCAUAGAAAAUCAAAAUCAAGAGCAAACUCUGAGACUGACACAAUCCAAGAAGACUUUCUGGCUCUAGCUUCUAUUCAUUUGGGACUCCAACUGCUACUGUACUGAACUCUGAUUUAGAAAUCCAGUAGCUGGGCAGGGUCAGGACUGAGCUGAGGAUUACCCUAAUGAAAUUUACUAAAUCUUCAUUUAGGUAUGCAACUGAAGUGAAGGUUAUCUGCUUUCUUUAGAAUAUCAGAGUCCAAGAACAUAGUCAUCAUAGAGAAAAACCUCACGAAAAGGCAGAACUAUGCUUCAAACUUAUAUUGUGUUUAAAUCGAUGAGGCAUUAGCAGAAAACACUUCUAGCUCAGCUUCACUCUUCUUGCACACCAGGCUGGGCCUAGCAGUACAGGAGAGGAAGAAGGGAGGUGCCCUAGGAGGGAGAGAAGAGCCCUAGCAGAGUGGCCCUCACUACCACUCGCUGAGAGGUGCCCUUCUUGAAAAUGUAUUUCAUUUUAGCCAGUUGGUCCCUUCCUUUCUUUCCUCUCUCUUCCAUAGUUCUGUCAUCCACCAGUCACUCCAGGCACUCAAACUUGCUCUUCUCCUUUGUCUAUAUAUUAAUACAAGCAGAAGCAAUAAACCAAUCUUAUUUUGUUUCAGUUAUUUAGAACUUUCAAUGGUUCUUUCCUUUUCAGCUAGAGAGGAGGGAGGAGAAUUAAUAAACCUGCUGGCAGAUUUCUGGUGCUCCCCAAAAAGGGGUUUCACAGGUAACCUCUUCUCAGGUUCAAGCCUGGCUGAACUCUGUCUGGAAGCUCAGUCAUUGCAGAAAUUUCUCUAGGGACCAGCAGUACCUCUGGGCAGACCUCACAACCGAGGCUGGUGCUGGCCUGGGUGGGCUUAGCUGAAGUUACCUCCUCUAAUAAGAAAUUGGGAGCUGAUAACUUGCAGCAGAUACAUAUUCCUUUCUCUCUCUCUCUCUCUCUCUCUCUCUCUCUCUCUCUCUCUCUCUCUCUGUCACCCUUCCUUCUUCCCUCCUUCCCUGAUAAGCCUUAUGAAUAGUUUUGAAAUCUUGUCCUAUACCUUUUAAGCCAGUGUCUGUGACAAGGGUGACUGGUGAGUCAGCUGAUGAGUUCUGCCUUCAGAGAGUACUGAGUGAGCAAGGGGAGCAGUUAGUAGGCCUUUGGUCUGUGUGUUUGCACUCUCACUGGGUGAGCAAGACAUUGGACCAACAGCCAAUGAGAUGUCGACCCAUAAGAAAAGUCCUAAAAUAUAGCGUUUUCCCCCUAGGCAAGCAAGGUGAAGAAAUAUAGCGGUGGCAGAUGAGAAAGGCCAUGUUCAAGAGAUUUGAAAAGUACAUUCCCACCUUAUCAGAAAAUGUGGCAGAUAGCCUUUUAUGUCAGUCUCGGUGCACUUGUGGUGUCUGUGCUUUCAUAAGGACCACGUUCCAGUUAGGAUGUGAGGGAGGGAAAGAACCGCACUUUGUUUCACUGUCCGAACUCUGAGCCAAAUAAUGAAAUAUUUAAACUAUUUUAUGAUUAUUUUUAAAUUUUUGUUUGUAACACUUAUAAAAUAUAUUUUUAUUUGGAGAUAGACUGAGAAGCCACCAUCACAUACUAACGAGUGACUUCAGUUCUAAUUGUUGAGAAGCCCAUGUAGAUUUUUGGCUGCCAUGUCCCUUUAGACUCUGGCCCUUUUUGUUUACAGCAUCACCUACAGGAGCAUGGGUAUGAGGCUGUCCUCAGGAGACACGCAGGCGGCUGGCUGGAGAUAUUCCCCACUCUGGGCUCUCCCUGCAAGUCAAUUCCAGAAGGCCUGAGAUGCUGACUCCCCUUCUCAGUCAGUGUCACGCUGUUCAAGUGCGGACCUCUCCUUGGACUGUCUCCAGCCUGUCAGACACCGCAAACGUGGUUAUAAUCCUGUGGUCUGGGCUAGCCUGACACUGAUGAAAUUCUACUCUAAGGCAAAGAAAGCUCAUAUAUUAUCCCCAAAUUGUUCCCCGAAAUGCCCUGGGAUUACCUAUUUGGUCACCCACUUGGGGCUCUGAAGAAAUGAAUCCCCGAGAAUGGCUGGAUGGGAAUGAGAGUGUCUACCUCCAUCCAGGGGAGGGGCAGAACAGUCUUCGUCCCUAGAAAGGGAGGUAGAAUCCAGCUCUCAAAGGGCUUCUUCAACUAUCAGUCCUCAAAAAUGGGGGUGGCUGAAUUUAAAUGUUGAAUUUGAAGUGUAUGUUGAAUUGGUACAUGCAUGUACCAAUGUCUUCUUUGAUUCAGAAUUAAUGGUUGCUUAAGAAAAUAAUAACCUAUAUUUAUUGCAAAAUGGCCCUCCCAGACCCUGUUGUUUUUUUUUUUAAGCCAAAAUGGACCAGACAGAGGGUAUUUGGUUUUUAUUCUCUGCUUCACUUAGUAUAUGAGGGACCUGGCAUAUGAAGAGACCUGACCAAGAACCCCAUAAAGAUACUAUUAGCCCAAUCUAAGCCCUAAAAUUAAAAAUAUUAUCCAAGUCAAAAUUUUGGAUUCUGGGGACAUUAACACAUAAAUAUCACCAUACUGAACAAAUAUUUAUAAAGAGCUUAGUAAUAGUGCACUGGGUACCUUAGCACUCCUAAAUCCUUGAAGAGACUAAUGAAAAGGAGAGAGGGGUGGUAGCAAAUGAAACAGCCCUUAACCAGGAGCAAGGUUUAGAACUAUUAAGUUACCAAACAAAAGCAGAAGGGGGGGGAAUAUAACCACUAGCAUCUUUUAACAGGAUUGUUAAUGAUAUUCAAGUGACCUACUGACUUUAAAUCAUCAAAUGAAACACAAUUGCAGAUCCAAGAGGACAUACCAGUGAGAUGCUCAGGUGUUGAGAACUUUGUUUUGAUUUUAAAAACUAGAGAGCGGCAACUAAGUUAGAAUAAGUAUUAAUAGCUCUGAGGUUUUGCAUAGUCCUGAUUGGUUUGGUUGUGAAGUCCUGUUGCAUCUCUGCAAAUGAGCCAGGAAAAAUCAGUAUUCUAUACUCCUUGAGAGUGGAUGUUAGGGACUUUUACCAUCACCAAGUGGAUCAACACCUGUUGAUGAUGAAGUCAUAGGCCCAAGGUAAACUGUUCAUUUCAUGUACUAUAUAGUGUUACCACAUAAUAACCACAUUUGGCUAACACUGGGUGGGACAGUCAUUUGUCUACACAGGCCUUGUGCUCCUGCCUGAAGAGA